GACCCCGCCCGUCCCAGGAUCUCCCAACUCGCGCCGCGCGCUCUUUCUCAGACAGCUGCUCCGGGAGCCUCGCGCGCUGUGCUGUUCUGUGCCUUGCCCGUCUGUCCCCUCCGAUUGUGCCUAGCGAUGACCACCCAGCAGAUUGUUCUCCAGGGCCCGGGACCCUGGGGUUUCCGCCUCGUGGGCGGCAAGGACUUCGAACAACCUCUAGCCAUUUCCCGGGUCACUCCCGGAAGCAAGGCUGCUAUAGCUAAUUUAUAUAUUGGAGAUUUAAUCACAGCCAUUGAUGGGGAAGAUACCAGCAGCAUGACACACUUGGAAGCUCAGAACAAAAUCAAGGGCUGCACAGACAACAUGACGCUCACAGUAUCCAGGUCUGAACAGAAGAUUUGGUCUCCUCUAGUGAUCGAGGAGGGGAAACGUCAUCCCUACAAGAUGAAUUUAGCGUCGGAACCCCAAGAAGUCCUGCACAUAGGAAGUGCCCACAACCGAAGUGCCAUGCCGUUUACUGCCUCACCUGCUCCCAGCACCCGGGUCAUCACAAACCAGUACAACAGUCCGACUGGUCUCUACUCAUCCGAAAACAUCUCUAACUUCAACAUCGCUGUGGAGUCGAAGACCUCAGCCAGUGCAGAGGAGGUGAACUGCAGGCCCUCGGCUCAGCCUCAUCCUUCCGGCAGCCUUGUCAUUGACAAGGAAUCCGAAGUUUACAAGAUGCUUCAGGAGAAGCAAGAGUUAAACGAGCCCCCCAAACAGUCCACAUCCUUCCUGGUUCUGCAGGAGAUCCUGGAGUCAGAUGGGAAAGGGGAUCCCAACAAGCCAACAGGAUUUAGAAGUGUUAAAGCUCCGGUCACCAAAGUGGCUGCAUCUGUUGGAAAUGCUCAGAAGCUGCCCAUCUGUGACAAAUGUGGCACUGGUAUUGUUGGUAUAUUUGUGAAGCUGAGGGACCAUCAUCGCCACCCUGAAUGUUAUGUGUGCACCGACUGUGGCAUCAACCUGAAACAGAAGGGCCAUUUCUUUGUAGAGGAUCAGAUUUACUGUGAAAAGCAUGCCCGGGAGCGGGUCACACCACCUGAGGGCUAUGAUGUAGUCACAGUGUUCCCCAAGUGAUUGAGAGGACCUGCCUUGUCUGCUGCUCUACAGCCAGCCUGCUGCACCAGGUCCUCAGAAUGUUUUGGCUCUCUCCUCCCUGACAGUCCUGUGCUUACUUAGUUUUAGUCCUGCUCAGUAAACAUUGAGUUUUGCCUGUGCUGACUGCCUCCCAUUGGCAGUGUGACACCUGCUUCUACAUUACUGGGAGAUGCUUUUGUCCCCGCCCCUUCACCCUCAUCACAAUGCACCUUCUUCACUUGGAGUCUUCUCUGCUGCAAAUGGACAUUGGUCACAUUGGAACUAAGCCAAAUGUAGUAUCUCUGAUGUUACUUUGUUUUACUUAAUAAAUUUAGACUUUAAAGUA
Molecule: messenger RNA, 1456 nt
Organism: Apodemus sylvaticus (European woodmouse)
Lineage: Eukaryota; Metazoa; Chordata; Mammalia; Rodentia; Muridae
Gene: Pdlim1
Product: PDZ and LIM domain 1
Exons: 7
Coding region: 127-1110 (327 amino acids)
Biological process (GO): actin cytoskeleton organization; heart development; muscle structure development
Cellular component (GO): filamentous actin; stress fiber; adherens junction
Molecular function (GO): actin binding; muscle alpha-actinin binding
Source: RefSeq, a predicted model, not a curated record